AUGGCGGUUUGUAUAAUAGAAGGAGGGGUUGUUGCUGUAAGUGAGCGUGGUUGUCGGGAACCCUGGGAGGGAGAGUGUAAAAAGAAGUUUCAAGUGUUUGAUAAUCAAGGCCCUGGAUUAGAAAAUGGUCUCAUGUCCUGGGGCAGAGCAGGUGCUGGGACUGCCCUAAAAGCUGGAAUCAGUAGCCCUGCCAACCCUAGAGCCAAGGCUAGGAUCCAGGCCAAGGCAGUGGGUGAGGCAGAACUGGAAACAGGAACAGUGACCCAGGCCAAGGCUGGGGAUGGAGCAGUGGCCAGGACACAGACAGUGACCUGCACUGAGGCCGUGGCUGUGACAAGGGAUGUGGGCAAGAUGGAAACUAUGACUAAGAAUAGAGUCAUGACUGAGACUAAGGCAAAAUCCGUGGCAGAACCAGGUAUAGUGCUCCAAACCAAGUCAAAGGUGAUGCCUAUGGCCAGGGUCAGUGCAGUGACCAAGUGUGAAGUCAAGCCUGCUGCUGGAAGUAAAACUGCUAUCAGGUCCUUUGCCAAGGCUGAUGAUAAGGCCAGUAUUGAGUCCAGGCCCGAGAGAAAGAGAGAGGACGACAUCAAAUUCAGGGCUGAGGCUGGGGACAGAGCUGGUAUUAUAAUCGAGUCCAGUGAUGAGGAUGAAGAAAAUGUCUGCUCCUGGUUCUGGACCGGAGAAGAGCCUAGUGUAGGAUCCUGGUUCUGGCCUGAAGAGGAGACUCCUUCUCAAGUUUAUAAGCCUCCACCUAAGAUCCAGGAAAAGCCCAAGCCCAUACCCAAACCUGAACUCACCAUAAAGCAAAAAGCAGCAGCGUGGUCAAGGGCCAGGUAUAGUGUCCUAGUCCCAAUAGAGGGAGGGGAGCGAUCCUUGCCUCCAGAAGGGAAUUGGACUCUGGUUGAGACCUUGAUUGAAACUCCUCUGGGAAUUCGGCCUCUGACCAAGAUCCCACCCUAUAAAGGGCCCUACUUCCAAACCUUAGCUGAGAUAAAAAACCAAGUUAAGUAUAGGGAAAAGUAUGGGCCCAAUCCAAGAGCCUGCCGCUGUAAAUCACGUGACUUUAGUUUGGAGCCUAAAGAGUUUGAUAAACUCGUUGCCCUACUUAAGUUAACUAAGGAUCCUUUUAUUCAUGAAAUAGCUACUAUGAUAAUGGGCAUCAGUCCUGCUUAUCCAUUUACCCAAGAUAUAAUUCAUGAUGUAGGUAUUACUGUUAUGAUUGAAAACUUGGUCAGUAAUCCCAAUGUUACAGAACACCCUAGAGCUUUAAAUAUGGUAGAUGAUAACUCUGAGUCUUCUGAAGAACGAAAACCGGCAGAGUCAUACAUACAUCAAGUUUGUAAGGACAUAAUCUCUUAUCCAUUGAACUCCCCUGUGCAACUGGCUGGACUAAAAUUAUUAGUGCACCUGAGUGUGAAAUUUGAGGAUCACCAUAUAAUUGCAAAUUACAUUCCAGAUUUCCUUACUUUGUUAAACAAUGGAAGUGUCAAAACUAAGUUUUAUGUUUUAAAAGUCUUCUUGCGCUUGUCUAAAAAUCAAGCCAAUACAAGAGAACUGAUUAGUGCCAAAGUACUAUCAUCAUUGGUCGCACCCUUUAACAAGAAUGAGUCAAAGGCCAAUAUUCUUAGUAUCAUUGAAAUAUUUGAGAAUAUAAAUUUCCAAUUCAAAAAGAAGGCGAAGCUGUUUACUAAGGAAGAGUUCACUAAAUCUGAGCUUAUUUCCAUAUUCCAGGAAGCAAAAGAGUUUGGUCAGAAACUCCAAGACUUAGCAGAGCACAGUGAUCCUGAGAGAGCUGCAGAAGGAUAUUCACACAGAAGAGAAGACACAAGUGGAAGAGAAGGCAAUGUGACCACAGAGGCAGAAACUGGGGUAAUGAAGCCACAAGUCAAGGAAUGCUAGCAGCCACUAGAUGCUGGAAGAGGAAAGAAAGGGAUUGUUCCUGAGAACUUCUGGAGGGAGCAUGUCACUACCAACACCUUGAUUUUGGCCUAGUGAUACUGGUUUUGCAUUUCUG
Nyctereutes procyonoides (raccoon dog) is the source of this 2014-nucleotide messenger RNA. It is a transcript of the gene ARMCX5, whose product is annotated as armadillo repeat containing X-linked 5. The transcript is spliced from 3 exons. NCBI's taxonomy places the organism in Eukaryota, Metazoa, Chordata, Mammalia, Carnivora, Canidae. The coding region runs from base 1 to 1899 and encodes 632 amino acids. The record is from RefSeq and is a predicted model, not a curated record.